AACCUGAGGGCAAGGUUCUCUUCUGUUGCUGAGACAUCACACAACCAAAAAUAGUUUUGAAGCUCCCUUAACCUCAGUCUGUGAUAUAUAUGGACCAAUUGUUUCUUCAGUGGCAGCUUCACUGAAGAUACUUCAAGUAAAAUAUGGAGCCUCAAACAGAAAAUUUGAAGACAGCAUGGCAGUUGUCUUUGGGAAGCUAUUACAUUUCUGAGGAGUAUGGCUUUCUACUUCCAAAUCCUCUAAGGGAACUUCCAGAUCAUUACAGGCCUUGGAUGGAAAUUGCCAAAAAGCUUCCUCACUUGAUUGAAAGUCACCAGCUUCGAGCUCAUGUCAACAAGAUGCCCCUCCUGAGCUGCCAGUUCCUAAAGAGUUACCGGCAACAACGCUUGGCCCAUUUAGUCCUGAGCUCCAUUACCAUGGGAUAUGUCUGGCAGGAAGGAGAGACACAGCCUAAAGAGGUGCUGCCAAGAAAUCUUGCCAUUCCCUUUGUUGAAGUCUCCAGGAACUUGGGGCUCCCUCCUAUCCUGGUACACUCAGACUUGGUGCUGGCAAACUGGACGAAAAGGAACUCAGAAGGACCCCUGGAAAUCAGCAACCUGGACACCAUCAUCCUGUUUCCUGGGGGAGAGAGUCUGCGUGGCUUCAUACUGGUGACUGUUUUAGUGGAGAAAGCAGCUGUGCCUGGAAUUAAGGCACUUGCUCAAGCAAUGCAUGCUGUCCUGCAGCCCAGCCAGGAUGCCCUGCUUAAGGCCCUGCAGCAACUGAAGCUCUGCAUCCAGGACAUGACCAGAACCUUAGGACGAAUGCAUGGUAUAAUGCCCCCUUGUUUCUGAAGGAUCCAAGAGGUUGAAGGCUCUGCAGAUGGGAAAAAGGGCCUAAAGUUUGGGCACAUCCAAAAUAGGUGAGGACUGAUCUUUCCACAAGAUGGCGCUGGUGCACUAUAUUUCUUUUAAGGUAGAACUAAUUUUGCUGUUCUAACAGAGAAUGAGUCUGUAGAGGCAUUUUCACAGUUUUGCCCUUCUUUCUAUUUUCCAGGGAUUAGCAUAAUUUCCUCUCUUCAGAGACCAGAUAUAGUUUUGGUCUUGUAGGAAGCUUGGGAAGAGCGGAUGGGCCAACCCUGUAAUAUUGGUCUUGUGUGCAGUAAUUAGAAUAUAUCAAAGCCAUUGAACCCCAACUUAAUUUCAAUUUUUAUUUACCUUAAGUCCAAUUUUAUCAUGUUUAUGGGUUAAGUCCGAAAAUAGACAUUUGUAUACACAAAGAGCUCACAAAAUAUUGAGGAUUUUUAUCAAUCUUUAGAGAAGACUUCUUAGAGACAUGAAAACUUAAAUUACAUAUCAUACAUCAAAACUACAUAAAAAUCUACAAUAAUUAUUAUAAUUUUAUAUGGUUAUAAUUUACUUUGAUUUGCUUAUUUAUUUACAAACUUUUAAAAUCUUCACUCCUUUUGUUGCUGGGGAUUGAGUCCAGGGGCAAGCGCUCAACCACUAACCUAUAUCUCCAGACCUUUUUAAUUUAGUUUUGAGAUCAGGUGUUGCUAAAUUGCCCAGGCUGGGACUCAGUCUCCUAAGUAGCUGAGCACAGGGGUAUGUGUCAUCUCCCCAGCUUGCUUGUCACUCUUUAAACAUAUUUCUUUCAUCUGAAGCACAUCUCUUAGGAUUUCCUCUAGUGAGCAGCUGCUAUGGCUAAACUCUUAUGUAUUUAUUAUUUAUUUGGUCCUGGGGAUUGAACCCAGGGACAUUCAACCACUGAGCCACAUCCCCAACCUUUUUUACAUUUUUUAUUUAGACACAGGGUCUCACUAAGUGCUUACGGCCUCAGUAAGUUGCUGAGGUUGGCUUUGAACUUGUGAUAAUCCUGCCUCAGCUGCUGAGAUUACAGGUGUGCACCACCACGCCCAGCUAGAUAAAUUCUUCCAUCUAAAAUUCACCUGAUUUUUCUUUAUCUGAAAAAUAGUUUUGUUAGCAGUUAUAUUCUUUCAGAUGUUAAAUAUAUCAGUACAGUAACUUCAGGUUUCCCUCAUCACUGUUGAGACAUAGCUUUCAUUCCAUCUUUCUCCCUGAUUGCUUCUCAGAGCUUCUCUGUGUUCAUCUAACUUCUUUGGUGGUUGCUGUUUGUGUCUUGUUUCUUUUCUUUUCUUUUUCCAGUGGGUUCUGUCAGUUGGUCGUCAUCUUUUCUUGCGUGUUGAUUUUUUUCUUUUUCACUAUGCAAUGCUGAUUAUCCAUGAAACAAUAUUUGCAAGCAGUGUUUUGAGACUGGAAUAAUGAAGCAUUUGCAUUUAGUUCUUCCUGGUUCUUGGGAACACUAACAUCCUGAACCACCUUGAUUCAAAUCUGGCAAACGAGGGCCCAUAUACCAAUCAGGAAGUUGCACUGGGGCUAAAUCAAGUAAACUGUGGUUACAACUUUGCAGGGACUUUUUUUUUUUUCUUAAAUAUUGUUUGACUCAGUACCAAGGUAAUUCUCGUUUUGUCUCCUGGGGCAAGCAGGAGUGAGGUAGGAGGUUGUGUUUCUUACUGAACUUGAGGAUACUGGCAUCUGGAGCUCUCAGCUUAGUAUGAAAAGUCUAUCAUGUGAAAUUUGUCACCAUGGCUGGGCCCAAGUCCUUGUUUCUGGCCCCAUUACACAGAGAAGCCACUAAAACCAAGCCACAUUGUGUCAGGAUUGGACAAAGUGGUUGUUCACUGAGUCCCUGUUUCUGUCUGGUAGUUCUGUCUGGUAGUUCCUUGCUGCUAUCACAGAUCUUAGAUGUCUUUUAGAUGUUUUUAUGUUUUAUUCAGAGUUUUUGGUUGUUUAUAGUAAAAAAAAAUAGGUCCAAUUCAUAAUAGCACUCCAUUAUACAACUGGAAGUCUCUUUCUUAAAUAUCAUUCAUAUCUCUUUCUUUAUUUGUUUUCAUACCAACUCUUGCAUGGACUUCUGCUGUAACUUUCCAAAUCCUUUUCAUCAUCUACUUUUACCUGGUCUAAUUCAUUGUCUACACAACACCUUGAGUGAACUUUUAAAGUGUAAAUCAGGCUGCAUCACUUUUGAUCUUAAGAUUCUGAGUGUCCAUGUGGGCUCUGUCCUAUACAGUGGCCUCUAGCCACAUGUGGCAUUUGAACACUUGAAUGUGGUCAGUAUGAUUGGAAAACUAAAUUUUGGGUUUUAAUUUGAAUUCAAUAAAAUUUAAAAAUUGAAUCAGCAUAAAACAAUUUUCAGUUAAAAGCCCUUUUAUUAUGACAAAGACUAUAUUUCACCUAAUUAUUGAAAAUGUGGCAUCCAAAACCAAGUUGACUUGAAUGUAGAAGAGUGAUUACUAGAAGUAGGAAAGGCUGUGGGUGGUGAGAAUUGAAAAAGGGAGAGUUCAAUUGAUUGGUGCAUGCUGGGUAUUCGUAUAAAAAUAUCAUAUCAGACCCCACUAAUAUGUACAAUUAAUUCCUGUUAAUCAAAAAUCAACUAGUUACUAAAAAAUAAAAUAAAAUAAAAUUUAGCAUCCAAACUAAAUUUGCUGUAAGAUAGAAGUGUGAGUGCAUGCACAGAAUUAUUAUAAAAAAAAACCCAUGAGUAAUUUUUAUACUGACUAAAUAUUGAAAUGAUAAUAUCAUGGAUAUUUGGGGUUAAGUAAAAUAUACUAUUGAUUUUAAUCUUGCUUAAUUUUUUGAAAUGUCACAAUAAAAUUUAAAAUUCUACAUGUGGAUCGUACCACAUUUCUAUUAAAUAGCACUAGUUUACCCUAGGGAUAAAGCCCAAAUCCUUAACCUUUUCUCUAAGACCCUUUUCUGAUAUGACUCCAUGCUGUUUCAAUUUUAAUCUAACUUUGUUUGCUAUCAAGUUUCUCUUGGUACCUUUUUCUGUUACUAGCUUUUAGUUACUGAAAAUAACCUUAUUUCUUCUAUUUCAAGGUCUGUGUUCUUGUGUUCUUGCUUUUGCCUCUGGCCAAACACUUUUUCCUACUCACCCUUCUCCUAGUCAACUUCUGCUUAUAUAUCAAUCCCAAAAUUACUUUCUCUGGAAGAACCCUGGUCUCAUCCAGGGCCUGAGAGCUGCUUAAACCCUGACAACUUUGCUAUCAAACCUGGGAAGAGAGGAAGAGGCUGAAGCAAUGAUGGAAAUAGGAGAAAUGAAUGAAACAUUAAAAAAAAAAAGAC
Messenger RNA from Marmota monax (woodchuck), 4124 nucleotides. RefSeq names its product indoleamine 2,3-dioxygenase 2 (gene Ido2). The record is from RefSeq and is a predicted model, not a curated record. Gene Ontology annotation, cellular component: cytoplasm. Bases 144 to 833 code for a protein of 229 amino acids. Gene Ontology annotation, molecular function: metal ion binding; heme binding; indoleamine 2,3-dioxygenase activity. NCBI's taxonomy places the organism in Eukaryota, Metazoa, Chordata, Mammalia, Rodentia, Sciuridae. Gene Ontology annotation, biological process: 'de novo' NAD+ biosynthetic process from L-tryptophan. The transcript has 7 exons.